Molecule: messenger RNA, 462 nt
Organism: Scleropages formosus (Asian bonytongue)
Lineage: Eukaryota; Metazoa; Chordata; Actinopteri; Osteoglossiformes; Osteoglossidae
Gene: pmchl
Product: pro-melanin-concentrating hormone, like
Exons: 1
Coding region: 1-462 (153 amino acids)
Biological process (GO): chemical synaptic transmission; behavior
Molecular function (GO): melanin-concentrating hormone activity; type 1 melanin-concentrating hormone receptor binding
Source: RefSeq, a predicted model, not a curated record
AUGAAGCUCUUGACCUACACUUUCUUCAUCUCCAUGGCUCUGCUGUCCGAAUCCUACCGGGUUUCAUCAGCGGUGUCUGCAAGCAAGGCUGAAGACACCAGCUCCGAGCAAGACACCCCAGCCGCGCUGUUCCUGAAUGAACAAGUGGCCGAUAACACCUUCAGCCUUGCCUCAUCCAACAGCUACCCAACAGCCCUGGAUGGAGAUGCACCCAGCCGAGAAGGAAGUUCAAGAAUCAUCAUUCUGGCUGACAGCGGGCUUUGGAGGGGUCCGAAAAUGCCCACCAGGAGCCUUCCCCUUCUCCGCCACUGGGACCUGGAAGCAGCUGCAGCCCCUGGGAAUGUCUUGGCCAUCGAGCGGAGGGACACGAACGAAGACGUUGCCUCUAAAGUUCCUAUUGGCCGCAGAGACACUAUGAGGUGCAUGGUGGGCAGGGUGUACCGUCCCUGCUGGGAGGUGUAG